This is a messenger RNA of Dermatophagoides farinae (American house dust mite), 819 nucleotides long. Its product is annotated as NPC intracellular cholesterol transporter 2 homolog a. The record is from RefSeq and is a predicted model, not a curated record. Gene Ontology annotation, molecular function: sterol binding. Gene Ontology annotation, biological process: sterol transport. Lineage: Eukaryota; Metazoa; Arthropoda; Arachnida; Sarcoptiformes; Pyroglyphidae.
AGUGAUGUUGAUGAGUACAACGAAACAAAAAAACAUAUAAAAAUCAAACACUUUUCUCAUGUCGACACAAUUUUCAUUCAUUUUCAUAAUUUCAUGACUUCAUGACUAUCACAGAUUGCAAUUUCAAACGUAAAUUAAUCUUUUUGUUUUUGUUUUACGCUGACGUGGGUAUUUUCCGAAAAUCCCACUUUUUUGAAUAUAAAUCAAUCAAUCCAAAAUGCAAAUAUCAAAUUGUUCAUUCGUAUUGUUUAUCGUUGCAUCAUUGCUAUCUGGAAUUGAUUCGAAAAAUUUAUUCAAAAAUUGUCCAUCAAAUAUUGGCCAUAUUGAAUCGAUUAAUGUUACUGGGUGCAAAAAUAACGAUUCCUAUUGUCGAUUGAAAAAAGGUGUUGAUGUUGCAAUGAAUCUAACAUUUAUUUCAGAUCAAGCAACCGAUUCGGUAAAAGUGAAAAUUUUUGGCGAAAUAGCCCGUGUUCAGGUUCCGUUCGUCAUUGAGCCAGAUGAAGCAUGUGGUAAUUAUGGCUUAAAAUGUCCACUAAUUGCUGGUCACACGAACCAAUUUAAUCUAGCAUUGCCGAUAAAAACGAUUUAUCCGUCCAUUCCUGUAACCAUACAGAUUAAUCUGAUGGAAGGAGAUACUAACAAUAAAAUUGUAUGCAUCCGUUUCAAGGCCAGGAUCUCAAAUUGACUGUAAUAUGUGAUAAAAACCAAAACAAAUCAAUCAUCGAUUAUUUUAUGUUUUUGCAAAUGUUCAUCAUUAUAUACCCUAUGAACGUUCUCAUAUUUUCCAAUUAAAAAAAUAAACAUAUAAUGAUGGUUUUA